AUGAGUCUGAAGUGGCUGGUCACUCUGAGUGUGUUUCUGGUCAUUGGUAACCAUGGCGACGCACAGGAUGUUCGGGUCAAGCUCUGCGGCCGGGAGUUCAUCCGCAUGGUGGUCACUUCCUGUGGAAGCUCCAGACUGAGACGCUCCGCACUGGACAUUAACCACACGCACUUCAGCACACACACAGGUCAGAUCGUUGACGGGCUCAGCAGUGGUCAGUUAGCGAAACUGAUGCGACUCCAGACUUUUGAGGAUGUACAGCGGUUGGACGUCGGCUCCUCAGAGAGAGGCAUGGAGAACAGAUCUGCAGGAAAAACCACUGAAUGGUCCAGAACGGCGUCAGACGGUGGUCACUCUGCAAGAGUGUCCAGCCGGAUGGUGCGUGAUGUUGGUCCGGCCGGAGUGUGUUGUCGGUCCGGCUGUACGAUGAGUGAACUGAUUCAGUACUGCUGAC
Colossoma macropomum (tambaqui) is the source of this 454-nucleotide messenger RNA. RefSeq names its product insulin-like 3 (Leydig cell) (gene insl3). Gene Ontology annotation, molecular function: G protein-coupled receptor binding; hormone activity. The coding region runs from base 1 to 453 and encodes 150 amino acids. Gene Ontology annotation, cellular component: extracellular region. Gene Ontology annotation, biological process: adenylate cyclase-inhibiting G protein-coupled receptor signaling pathway. The transcript has 2 exons. The record is from RefSeq and is a predicted model, not a curated record. NCBI's taxonomy places the organism in Eukaryota, Metazoa, Chordata, Actinopteri, Characiformes, Serrasalmidae.